This is a messenger RNA of Paecilomyces variotii, 1647 nucleotides long. RefSeq names its product putative tRNA-specific adenosine deaminase. Gene Ontology annotation, biological process: tRNA wobble adenosine to inosine editing. The record is from RefSeq and is a predicted model, not a curated record. Lineage: Eukaryota; Fungi; Ascomycota; Eurotiomycetes; Eurotiales; Thermoascaceae. Gene Ontology annotation, molecular function: RNA binding; tRNA-specific adenosine-37 deaminase activity. Bases 1 to 1647 code for a protein of 548 amino acids. The transcript has 3 exons.
AUGGAAACGUCUAGUUCGUCUUUGCCCUCCCGCAUAGCUUCUCUGGUCCAUGCACACUUCGAUGCCUUGCCCGCGAGGAGCAAGCCCACGAUUCACCCGGAUGGGUCGAGAGAAUGGGUUCCUAUGAGCGCCAUUGUUGUCAGUAAAGGGCAAAAUACAGCUUCAGAGACACUAAAAUGUGUGAGCCUUGCAACUGGGGCAAAAUGUCUAUCGGCUUCUCAGAUCCCUCGAUGUCGAGGCCUUGUGCUCCAUGACUGCCACGCAGAGAUCCUAGCCAUUCGAGCGUUCAAUCACUGGCUUCUCAGCGAGUGUCAAUCAGUCCUGAAUUCCGAGCGAGAACUUCAAGUAUCCUCCGCUGGCAAUGAUUCCUCUAUUGGCUCUCCAUACCUUCGAAGAAGGAUCGGCCAUGAUUCCAAUCAUGCGCGAGAUUCUCAACUAUGGCCACCAUUCGAAAUACAACCCGACGUCAAGCUGUACGUGUACUGCACCUGCGCUCCCUGCGGUGACGCGAGCAUGGAGCUCUGCAUGGCGGCCCAAGACGAUCCUACUCCGUGGCAAUUGCCGCCCAAGACGGAGCCCAAAGCGGACGAACCGUCGACUACGCCAACCCUACUCGAUGGGCGUGGUUAUUUCUCUAACCUAGGCGUAGUUCGUCGAAAACCUUCUCGCGCCGAUGCCGAGUCUACACUGAGCAAAUCGUGCUCUGAUAAACUUGCCCUGCGGCAGGUAUCAUCAUUACUAUCAUACCCCACCAGUCUGUUGGUUGCUCCAACAGAAGCUGCAUAUAUCACUGCCCUAAUAUUACCCGAAGAGGAAAUCAGCAAUGUCGCAUGCGCUCGAGCCUUCGGCGAUGGAGAGACCGGGCGGAUGCGAAUGCUAAAAGGACGACAAUGGGGCACGGAGGGAACCGAUAACGGAUACAGGUUUCGACCAUUCGAUAUCCUUUCCGUUCCAACGGCUGAAGUUGAAGCCCUCUGGCCUUUUGCUAAGCCCAAAGAAGCCCCAAUUCCAGAAGUAGCUAUGGAGAGCACCAAAGUCUCUACUAAGAGCCGCAAGAAAAAUAAAAUCAGCAAUACUUCAGCUAUCUGGACGGCUGCUCCGUCCUCUGUGGCGGAGAUUCGAACAGAGCCUGCUCCUAAGCGCAGUAAGACAUCAUCAUCGUCAACAGCGUCCAAUGCCGCCGGUCUACACGAAACGAUCAUCAAUGGGGUGAAGCAGGGAAACAAGGCGUCGACGCCUACGAUGCGUGGAGCUUCUGCCCUUUCACGAGCCAAGAUGUGGUUGCUUCUUCGGGAUAUUGUACGGCCGGCAUCAUUGAACGGCGAUGCGAUGCCUGAGUCGAGUGGCUUGGACAAGGGUACAGGGCAAACCAUUGACGCUCUCAUCCACGACUCAGCUCAGCAGAGGAUCGUGGAAGCCAGAACUUAUGAAUGUUUCAAAAGAGAUCCUGAUAUAUGUCCGGACUGGAUAAAGCUACGGGAAACAGCACUACAGGAGGCGAAGCGUGUGCUGAAAGAUUGGAUUCCCAACAGAGGGGAUGAACAAUGGUCGUUAGAGAGCUUGGCUGAUACGGGAAAACCAAAGCUAUCUAAACGCCCUGGUCGGGUGGAUACUUCGGUGGAUUCCAUUGAUAGGCUCAAGGUAUGA